AUGUCAAAUGAAACAACCGUGACUGAGUUCCUGCUUCUGGGAUUCUCUGACACUGUAGAACAGCAGAUCAUAUACUCCGUGGUAUUUCUCAUAGUUUACCUGGCAGCCCUGAUUUGGAAUCUGCUCAUUAUCCUAGUUGUAGCCUUCAGCCAUCACCUCCACAGUCCUAUGUAUUUCUUCCUGGGCAACUUAUCUUUCCUAGACAUCUGCUACAUCUCUGUCACUGUGCCCAAAUGCAUUGCCAAUUCCCUAACCAGUACCAGGGUGAUCUCUUUCUGUGGGUGUGUUGCUCAAGUUUUUCUGCUUGUCCUUUGUGGAGCUGCAGAGAUGGCAUUACUCACGGUCAUGGCAUAUGACCGCUAUGUAGCAAUCUGCCUUCCUCUGCAUUACAGGGAAAUCAUGAAUUGGGGAGCGUGUGUCCAAAUGGCAGCUGGUUCCUGGAUCUGUAGCAUGGUCUAUUCAAUGAUACAUACUGUUACCACGUUUAGGUUAGACUUUUGCCAGUCCAAUAUUUUAGAUAAUUUUUUUUGUGACAUUCCUCAGCUGCUGAAGCUGUCUUGCUCUGACACACUCCCUAAUGAAAUUUUGCUUUUUUUAAGUGGUAUAUUUUCUGGUUCUAUCUGCUUUACUUUAGUACUUAUGUCCUAUAUUGAUAUCUUUGUCACGGUCAUGAGAAUCCCUUCCACACAAGGCAAGUACAAAGCUUUCUCUACCUGCCUGCCCCAUCUAAUCAUCUUUGGCUUAUUUGUCUCUACAUCCUUGUUUGCAUACAUGAGGCCAAAGAGUAUCUCGUCCCCGUAUCGAGACGUGCUGGCUGCUGUGUUCUAUGCUGUCAUGCCACCAACAGUGAAUCCACUGAUUUAUAGCCUGAGGAACAGAGAGAUAAAAGUGGCAUUCACAGUAUUGAUGAGAAGGAUGCUUUUCCAUAAGAGAAAUCCUCUUUUUUAA
This is a messenger RNA of Alligator sinensis (Chinese alligator), 948 nucleotides long. RefSeq names its product olfactory receptor 14A16-like. Gene Ontology annotation, cellular component: membrane. Bases 1 to 948 code for a protein of 315 amino acids. Gene Ontology annotation, biological process: G protein-coupled receptor signaling pathway. The record is from RefSeq and is a predicted model, not a curated record. Gene Ontology annotation, molecular function: G protein-coupled receptor activity; odorant binding; olfactory receptor activity. Lineage: Eukaryota; Metazoa; Chordata; Crocodylia; Alligatoridae. The transcript has a single exon.